AUGACUUUAGUACAGACAGUGACUAAGGAAAAGUUGUAUAGCGAAUGCUACAACAAGAAUCAGAUUUAUCGAAUGAUUAAGAAGGGUGAAAUGCCUGCUGCGCUAAACAAUGUGGUAGACUAUGAGUUCUAUCUCUAUUUGAGUUCAUCAGUUAUGGCUUCAAGUUCACAGGAAGGUAACAUCGAUUUCGAGACAUCUUCGAGUGGGCGGUACAUACGGUACAAUGAGAUAAUUGGAAAAGGUACUACGAAAAAAGUCUACAAGGGCUUGGAUAGGGCACUUGGUAUGGAAAUUGCUUGGUGUAAAACAGAACUAACAGAGGAUAUGUUAAAUAACAUGGAAUUUCUUGAGCUUUUACUGACAGAAGGUGGUCUUUUGAUGUUAUUAGAUCAUGAAAAUAUAGUUAAAUGCUACGAUUCUUGGGUUGAUGAAGAAGCGAAAACCAUUCACAUGAUUACUGAGUAUUUUCCUUCAGGAAAUUUGGUGCAGUAUCUCAGGAAUAAUCACACGCUUGAAGGUAAUGCUGCAAUCAAGAAUUGGUGCAGACAGAUUCUGAAUGGGAUUGCUUAUCUUCACAGUCAAACUCCGCCAAUUGUUCACCGUGACAUUAAGGCCGAAAACAUCUUUAUCAAUGGGAAGACAGGAUGUGUUAAACUUGCAGAUUUUGGUUUCGCGCUUAGUCUUGAACAGGGGACAUGUAGUCAGAAAUAUGGCACACCGCGUUACAUGGCACCAGAGAUUCGUGAAGGAAAUGGUUAUAAUCAGUUGGCUGACAUACACUCUUUCGGAAUGUGCGUACUAGAGAUGUUCACUGGUGAACCUCCAUACAGCAACUGCAGUACACAAAGCGGGUUUUUAGCGUUGGUUGAGGCCGGUGUUGAGCCUCCAGAACUAUGCAAAGUGGAAGGUGAUGAUGCUUAUCAGUUCAUUAGUAAGUGUCUGGCUCCUGCAUCUGAAAGACCCUCAGCAAUUGAACUCUUGAAUGACCCGUUUCUUGCACCGAGUUUCCGGAGCAUCCUAACAGCAAGAUUUCUGAGUCUGGUACGCUUUGUACACAGGGUUUGUUCUUGCCUAUCCUGA
Molecule: messenger RNA, 1080 nt
Organism: Chenopodium quinoa (quinoa)
Lineage: Eukaryota; Viridiplantae; Streptophyta; Magnoliopsida; Caryophyllales; Amaranthaceae
Product: serine/threonine-protein kinase WNK8-like
Exons: 2
Coding region: 1-1080 (359 amino acids)
Biological process (GO): intracellular signal transduction; protein phosphorylation
Cellular component (GO): cytoplasm
Molecular function (GO): ATP binding; protein serine/threonine kinase activity
Source: RefSeq, a predicted model, not a curated record